CCGGUUCGCCAAGGGUUUGGAUGCUGGAGCAUUCGGGUGGGCCGGCGUUCUGUGACUGCGUGCCGGGCUCCGGCUGCUCCGCGCUGUGAUGCAGGUCUCCAGCCUCAACGAAGUGAAGAUUUACAGCCUCAGCUGCGGCAAGUCUCUUCCCGAGUGGCUUUCUGACAGGAAGAAGAGAGCACUGCAGAAGAAGAAUGUCGAUGUCCGUAGGAGAAUUGAACUUAUUCAGGACUUUGAAAUGCCUACUGUGUGUACUACUAUCAAGGUGUCAAAAGAUGGACAGUAUAUUUUAGCAACUGGAACAUAUAAGCCUCGGGUCCGGUGUUAUGACACUUAUCAGUUAUCCCUGAAGUUUGAAAGGUGCUUGGAUUCUGAAGUUGUCACCUUUGAGAUUUUAUCAGAUGACUAUUCAAAGAUUGUCUUCUUACAUAACGACAGAUAUAUUGAAUUUCACUCACAAUCAGGCUUUUACUACAAAACCAGAAUUCCCAAGUUCGGCCGAGACUUCUCUUACCACUAUCCAUCCUGUGACCUGUACUUCGUAGGUGCAAGCUCUGAAGUUUAUAGAUUAAACUUAGAACAAGGGCGGUACCUGAAUCCUCUCCAGACUGACGCCGCGGAGAACAAUGUUUGUGACAUAAAUGCAGUGCAUGGCUUGUUCGCCACAGGAACAAUAGAGGGUCGAGUGGAAUGCUGGGAUCCAAGAGUAAGAAAAAGGGUUGGCGUGUUAGACUGUGCAUUAAAUAGUGUCACAGCAGAUUCAGAGAUAAACAGCUUACCCACCAUCUCUGCAUUGAAGUUUAAUGGAGCCUUGAGCAUGGCAGUUGGAACAUCCACAGGGCAGGUGUUGUUAUAUGAUCUUCGCUCGGAUAAGCCAUUGCUAGUUAAGGAUCACCAGUACGGGCUGCCAAUUAAGUCAGUUCAUUUCCAGGAUUCACUAGAUUUGGUUUUGUCUGCAGACUCUAGAAUUGUCAAAAUGUGGAACAAGGACUCCGGGAAAAUAUUUACUUCGUUGGAGCCAGAGCAUGACCUUAAUGAUGUUUGCCUCUAUCCUAGCUCAGGAAUGCUUCUUACUGCCAACGAAUCCCCCAAGAUGGGCAUUUACUACAUUCCGGUAAGAAGAGCACAGCAAAGAUUUAUCCUCUUCUACUUAACUUUGGCAGGGCUCACACAUCUCAUUGGAUCACCUUUCCUCCGAGCAUAUAUGCAUGGGUUUUUCAUGGAUAUCAGACUCUACCACAAGGUGAAAUUGAUGGUCAAUCCAUUUGCUUAUGAAGAAUAUAGGAAAGAUAAAAUUCGACAGAAGAUAGAAGAAACACGUGCACAGAGAGUCCAAUUAAAGAAAUUGCCAAAAGUUAACAAAGAACUGGCACUUAAAUUAAUUGAAGAGGAAGAGGAGAAACAAAAGUCUACACUGAAAAAGAAAGUUAAGAGCCUCCCUAAUAUCCUCACGGAUGAUCGAUUUAAAGUUAUGUUUGAGAACCCUGACUUCCAGGUGGACGAGGACAGUGAAGAGUUCAGGCUUCUCAAUCCCCUGGUCUCAAGGAUUAGUGAGAAGAGGAAGAAGCAGCUGAGACUCUUGGAGCAGCAGGAGCUCAAGAAUGAAGAGGAGGAAGAACGGGAAGGAAAACCCAGUGAUGCAGAAAGUUCAGAGAGUUCAGAUGAUGAAAAAGAUUGGGUUGAAGAAGUCAGGAAGCAGCGCAGACUCCUGCAGCAGGAAGAAAGAGUGAAGCGGCAGGAGCAACUGAAGGAGGACCAGCAGACAGUCCUGAAGCCCCAGUUCUACGAGAUCAAAGCAGGCGAAGAGUUCAGGAGCUUCAAAGAGUCUGCCACCAAGCAGAGACUGAUGAACAAAACUCUGGAAGAUCGGUUGAAACUUGAAGCAAAACAUGGGACAUUGAAUGUAUCAGACACCACUGUUGGCAGCAAGCAGCUGACAUUCACUCUCAAGAGGUCUGAACAGCAAAAGAAGCAACAGGAGGCAGAGAAACUGCAUCGUCAGGAGAGGAAAAAGCUGCGUAGGUCUGCCAGCCACCUGAGGUCCAGACCCAGAAGAGGCCGGCCCUUUCACUGACCAAAGAACUGUGCCUACGAGCAACUAGGAAGCUGUGCUUCUCCCCACGGAUUCUCACAAGGCCAUCAUACCCAGGUGCGGGAAGGUGGUAGUUAAUGCUCCAUGUAGAUGUGUGUGCAUGGUGCUGCUGGUCUGACUGGCCCACUGCCCACCUGGAAAGUCCCUGGCCUUGGGUGCCUUUUCCACGUUGCUCCCCCCCCCCCCUUAAAUCUUGUCUCCUCCCCUGCUGAUGAUCAGGGAAAGCAGGCAUCAUUUCAGAUAUUGGAAAGGUCUACAUGAAGUGAAAAGUUCAUCCUCUACUGGAAACAGAGAUUAUCAUGUUGUAAAAAUGGCUUGGGUUAGCCGGGCAGUGGUAGUGCAUGCCUUUAAUCCCAGCACUCGGGAGGCAGAGGCAGGUGGAUUUCUGAG
This is a messenger RNA of Mus pahari (shrew mouse), 2482 nucleotides long. RefSeq names its product nucleolar protein 10 (gene Nol10). The record is from RefSeq and is a predicted model, not a curated record. Lineage: Eukaryota; Metazoa; Chordata; Mammalia; Rodentia; Muridae. Gene Ontology annotation, cellular component: nucleolus; 90S preribosome; small-subunit processome. The coding region runs from base 89 to 2074 and encodes 661 amino acids. Gene Ontology annotation, biological process: maturation of SSU-rRNA from tricistronic rRNA transcript (SSU-rRNA, 5.8S rRNA, LSU-rRNA). Gene Ontology annotation, molecular function: protein binding. The transcript has 20 exons.